CACAAUCUGUAAGUCGUGAUCCUGCGAGAGAGCCGCGUUAUCACGCGCCUGCCCCGCCUUGGCUCAUUCAUUUGCUCUCUGGCUGGCGGCGGGGUAACGGGGCCGUCCGGGACGCGAGAAGAAAUUUGAGCCUGCCGGCUCGCCGUCCUCAAACCGGCGGCCAUCUUGUGUGCAGUUCUGCUGGUGGUAGGAGCAGCAGCGCCUCGCCGGCUCCAGGCCUUUCUCUCCCGGUGGGUGCCGCUGCGGUUGUGUGGAAGCCAUGUCUGCGGAGAGCCCGGAGCCCGCUUCGGCGGAGGAGCAGAAGGAAAUGGAAGACAAGGUGAUUAGUCCUGAGAAAGCUGAAGAAGCAAAGUUGAAGGCCAGAUACCCUCAUCUGGGACAAAAGCCCGGGGGCUCAGAUUUCUUGAGAAAGAGGCUUCAGAAAGGACAAAAGUACUUUGAUUCUGGGGAUUACAAUAUGGCUAAAGCAAAGAUGAAGAACAAGCAGCUCCCUACUGCAGCUCCUGACAAGACCGAAGUUACAGGUGACCACAUUCCUACUCCACAGGACCUUCCACAGCGGAAACCAUCUCUUGUUGCUAGCAAAUUGGCUGGCUGACUAGACUGGCAGAACUGCAUGAAUCUUCUCAUUCCCUUAAUAUUUCCUGAAUAGUAACUUCUCACAUUUUUUGUUUCCACUAAGUCAUUGACUGACCGCUUUGCAGGUAGUGGUAGCGUGUGCUGCUAUUGUAAGAGAGUCCUGUUAAGAAUUAAGUUGUGUAGUCCUUGGACGAAUUGAGAACAAUGCACUGAUUUUAAAAAAGGACACGUUUUGUUAGAGCAAUGUAAUCUACUUGAAAAAAUGUACAUAUUACCUAUUUGCUAGUGUAGGGCUGGUUCCAGCAAGUGACAUAGCAGGUUUGACAAUUUUUAAUGUUUUCACUUUCCUUAGUUCACCUUAAUUACAGUGUAGUAUGUUUGUAUUGAAUACAACCUCCUGUUGCGUUUCUUGUAUUUGGUUUUGUAAACUAGAGGUUUUAGACCGCAAGUUGCUAGAAGGUAAAGCAUGUAUUAAAAAGAAAAGGAUGGGGCUCUGACUUAAUUUGUGUAUCUGCUCUUGAACUUGAAUGGCCUUAAACCUACUUCAGCUUUAACAAUAGAUUUUUUACUUGGGCAAUAUUUGCUCAUUUUGGUGUAAUUCUUGUAAAACUCGUGCUUAUUCAUAACUGUCUGUUGAAGCUGGUAUUUCUUUUGGUUCUGUAGUAUAGAACACAUUUUUGAAGUGAAUGAAGUGAGCAUGUGCGUAGACUGAAUUCACUCUUGUGCCAUUUCUGUAAAUAAGAUAGUUUUGCACAACUUUUGCGAAUAUCUGUUAACUUUACAUUUUAAAAAAUGUGCCAACUGGAAGCACAAAAGAUUCUGUUCCUUUGAAAGUCAUAAUCUUCAUGUGAGUCAAAACUACCUUACUGAAAACAGACUUGUGUAUUUAAUAUCUGGAAAGCACAUAAAGUACUAUGAUGGAUCAGUUUUGCUAGUACAUCCUUUCUCACUUUCAGUAAUAAGCUACAGUGUUCAGUCUAAAUAUAGAUCCAAAACACUUAAGCUAGUAUACUUAAGGUAAGGUAGUGCCACUGUACUUCAGGAGGGCUGAAUUAAUUAUAUAGGCAAGUGUAUCAUAUUAAGCAAAUUGGAGAUAACUGUAGGGUAUUCCAAGGCUACUAUAUUUUCGGCAUCUUUUAAAAAUCUUUGCAGGAUGUUUUAGAAUGUGAAACGGGGUAAAUCUGUGCUGCUAUUGAAGGUCUCUGACACAUAAAGAACAUCUAUUUUAGGAGUAAUGCAGUUGAAAAGGUAAUCCAAACAAGUUUGGAUUAGGAAGUGUUGGUUAGAUUUUUCUUUACAUAUAGUGAUGCAUUCUAAUGCUUUAAUUGUCAGAAUAUAUUUAUUAUAAAUACUCUAGGAGGGAUGGUUCAUUAAAUUGACUCAUUUGGAUACAAAUGAAUACUUAGCACAUGUAAAAACCAGUUAACAUCAAGGGUGGUAUUUUUUUCUGUGUUAAACCAAUUUCAGAUUCUUUUUGCCUGGCAUCCUCACUGAAAGAAUCAAGACUCUAUUGGGCUCUUCCAAGAGGAGUCUUUGAAAAAACACAAUUGUCAAAAGAGCUUGUCUGUCCUUUGUAAAUUAUCCUCUAACAAGCAAAUGUAAGACAAUUCAGCUAAUUAUAAAAUCAUGUUGAUUCUAUCCUGUAAUAAUCGGAAGACCUGGUUUUCAAAGGUACUGUUUACCAUUAACUCCCAUUAACUUCAUCCCUCUCUUAUUCUUUUUUUAAAAAAAUCUUAACUGUGUUUCUGUAUCAAAAUUGGAUAUAUUAAAAUAUAUGGGUGAUAAUUUAAAAAAAUCUCCAGUAUAUUUAAAUCUAUCUGCUCUCUUUUAAAGGAGGAAAAUACUUGGAAAUUCUCAGUUUUUGUCUAUGGGUAGACAUACCACUUUGCAUAGUUUUUGUCUAUGGGUAGUCAUUCAGCGAGGCCUAUUAUUGAAGCCAACUUUGAUUUCAUCUCCCUGCAGCAUUAGAAUUUAUGAAUAUAUUCACUGAAAUUAAUGUUGAUAACAUGUUUUUUUAAGUUAAGUUGAGAAGAACAACUCUAACUCAGUGAUGCAAGAGGAACAAGUGGCUUUUUACUGAAGGCCGCGAAUGAACAUUCACAAUUUUAUUUUUGUAGAAAUAAGCAAAAGCAAAAGUUAGGCCUUCUGAAGAGUGAUUGUGGCCUAAAACUAGUAGCUUUGGAUAGCAAACAAUGGGGUAUUUCCUAGUUGCUACUAUACUACAGACCAUAGUAAGAUGAACUGGCUUGACAUCUAGGGAGGUAUAAAUAGCCAUGUAAAUCUGAACAUUCCAUUCCCCCAAUUACAGUUUUGCUAUUUUAUAUUAUUGUUGUGACUGCAAAUUUUCAGUGUCCACCAAUGAACAGAAAUGUUAAAGACUGUAAAAAGAGAACAUAAGCUGGUGAUCGAUGAGAAUAUAUACUACAGUACCAACCAGUUCAAUCUGCUCUGAUGUUUAACCUGUGUCUCUGGAUAAAACAUCAACUGAAGAUAGUCUGAUCGUCUGUGCUGUGAAAGAGACAAGGAGCUAGAUCAACAAUCAUUUUAUAGAAGAGCAAAUGAAUGACUAACUUGCAACUUUCAGCUUACUCCAACAAGAUAAAGCUGGAAAGCUUGUGUACAUACUGUAUAAUAGGAGUUUUACCAUUUGAUAAAUGACCUUUUUCAGAGAACUAUCUGCACUAUAGUCUAGCAAUCUGAGGUUUAUGCAGUGAUUAGUAGUGCUCAAGUAUGUCUGUGACUAAGACCGUAUGUUGUUAACGCCCCUCUUCCAACUUUUCCCAGUAGUUAACUAGUGGAGUAAUCAUGUGAUUCAAAAGUGUUCUCACUCCCAUCCCACCCAUUCAUUAUUCAUUGUCAUAGGAGAGUGUGUGUGCAGAGGCCACAAAAGAACUGUUUUGGUUUGAUAUAUUCCUUAAUACAUUCUGGAUGCUGAAGUGAAGAAAAUUUCAGUUGCUCCUUACCAACAUCUACUCUGUGUAGUAUGCAUAAUAAAUUCAUCUAAUUAGUUUUCA
Rhineura floridana is the source of this 3593-nucleotide messenger RNA. It is a transcript of the gene ARPP19, whose product is annotated as cAMP regulated phosphoprotein 19. The transcript is spliced from 3 exons. Gene Ontology annotation, molecular function: protein phosphatase inhibitor activity. The coding region runs from base 260 to 598 and encodes 112 amino acids. Gene Ontology annotation, cellular component: cytoplasm. Lineage: Eukaryota; Metazoa; Chordata; Lepidosauria; Squamata; Rhineuridae. The record is from RefSeq and is a predicted model, not a curated record.